Messenger RNA from Paramecium sonneborni, 1077 nucleotides. The record is from the annotation of a GenBank genome assembly. Lineage: Eukaryota; Ciliophora; Oligohymenophorea; Peniculida; Parameciidae.
GUAAAUUAUAUAAUAGAUAUAAUAUGUAAGCUAAUCCAAUAUGUGUCUAACCUUAAGCUCAAUAUUUAGAUAAUUAUGAUAAUUUUGAGGAAGUUUCAGCAACUUUUAAGCCUUUGCAAAAAAUUCAUUAGCCACUUGAACCUGAAGCUACAUUUUUUUUAAUACGUGCACCAACAAAAGAUAAUAUUCAUAGAGCAAUUAAAUAUGGUAUUUGGACAAGGUAUAAAUACCUAUGAAGGUAGUUCGAGUCGAAAUAAUAAAAAAUUAAAUGAUGCUUCUCGUCCUGUUUACUUACUAUUCAAUGUUACAUAGACUUCUCAUUUUAUUGGAUUAGCCAAAAUCAUUAGUGAAUUUAGGGAUAAAAUGCAUUUCAAGUAUUGGGCUGAGGAAAAUAAAUGGUUUGGAUCAUUUCAAAUUGAAUGGGUAUUUAUUCAGAACAUACAAGGUUUUCCUUAGGGAUUUACCAUAUAAAGAACUCAUUAUGAUACAAUAAUCAAGUGGAAAAUGUAUACAUGAAUUAAUAGAUUGUACUCAAAUUGAAAAUGCUGAAUAGAUAUAUAAUGCAUUUUAAGAUCAACCACAAAAAAGCUGUGUACUUUAAAGUUUCAAAGAAUUAGAUAAUUCUGAAGUAUAAUAAUUGAUGAUUGAUUUAAGAAAAGAAAGAGAAAUGAGAGAGAUACAAAUCCAAACUUUGAUAUCUAGUUUUAAGAAUAUAUUUCUGUCUUUGAAUAAAUGCCAUUCUCUUUCUCUGUCUCAUCUUAUCAACGAAGAAAAUAAUAAUAAUAUCAAAAUUAGUACUUAUAAUAAUGUUAAUAUUAUUACUAAAGCCCUUGGUAUGGUGUAGGUAAAUAAUAUAUAUAAAUGAUCAUAGCAUAACCUACCUUUUGGAAUUCUGAAUUUUAAACUCAACCUCAACAAUAUUAAUAAUAGAUUUCAAACGAUAAUAAUUCAGGUUUUUACUAGACUUAAAAUUACAAUAGACCUCAAACUUAAAAUAUUUAAUUGACAAAACAUUUAUAAAAAAAAUAGCAAGUCCAAAACAAAAAUAAUAAUCUAGAGAGUCCGAAAAAAUUAUGA